UCAUCCAAGAAUAUUUAAAAUGUUUUGGCGUAUAUUAUUAUACAUUUUGUGGUUAAUUCGAACAGGUGAAAGUGUCGAGCAGAAGAAUGAAUCAUUUGGGUGAUUUUUUGGGGGGUGAUAGAAAUGUCUUCUGCUGCAGUCCGGUGCGUGGUGGCGCGUCGUGGCGUGUCGUAGCGCGUCGCUCCAGGCGCCAGCCUGCCGUUUCCCCGCCGCCUCACGCUCUCCUUCUCUCACUGUGACAGAUGAGCGCGAGUUGGACCAAAAUAUGGCGCUAUCGUUUCCAGCCAAUCAGCGGCCCCGCUGAAGCGGGUCUCGGCUGCCGUCAGCGCCGUGGCGGGAACGCGCACCCGUGAAGGAAAACGGAUUUGGGAAGGCCUCGGGCUCGCGCUUACCGUGGCUGUGGAGUCAGAGGCUCGACAUUAUGGGGGUUCCUGGACCCCGGGACGGCACGGACCCUGACCGACCGAGGGUGACGGAAAGCUCCGGGAGGCGGUUUACACCGGGACCGAGUCCGGUUCGUGUGUCAGUCCUUUAAAAGCGAGUGAGUGAGCCGCAGAGGAGGCGGCGGAGCAUCGGUCACUGCUGCUUCACCAGCACACAAACCCAAAGGAGACUUCGAUUCUCUCUGAACUGGAUCCAACUUCACACUCGGAGGAAAAUGGAUGAAUCGCUGAUUACGCAUCGAUCCGGUCAGCCCAGCCCAGUUCGAGCAGGGUGGGCUCAUCCGGAGUAGAGCCGUCAGUCGGCGGUGAUCAGUCGCCGGUCGGUGAUGUCCGCCUUCUGCGUGGACCUGCAGUCUCCUGCGGGGAUUUCAGCACCGCUGGAGCUGGACAGCGACAGCAUGGAGCCGCGCGCCGGCGCCGCCGCUCCGGACGCGGGCGGCUGUCAGGGUCACCCGCUGCGCCAGGCUGGCUCCGGAGGCCUCGGCAUGGCCCUGGAGGAGGAACUGGCCAUGAUCACCGGGGAGCGGGCAGACGAGCAGGAGCUGCCGGAGCUGGAGGCGCCAAACGCAGAUUUACUGUUGCUCUUCCGCCAGAAGGAGAAAGACUUGGUCUUAGCCGCUAAACUUGGAAAAGCGCUGCUAGAAAGAAACCAAGACUUGACUAAGCAAUACGAGAACAUGCACAAAGAUCUGAACGAGAAACUAGAGCACUUGGAGCAGGAGAAGCACGAACUGCGCCGGCGUUUGGAAAGUCGAGAGGGGGAGUGGGAGAGCCGGGUGGCCGAGCUGGAGACAGACGUCCAGCAGCUACAGGUGGAGCUGGAGCGCCACCAGGUCCAGCUGAGAGAAGUGGACAGGGACAAGAGCAAGGCCAUCAGCGAGCUCUCGGAGCAGAACCAGAGGCUCCUGGAGCAACUCAGCCGGGCUGCAGAGGUGGAAAGGCAGCUGUCCACUCAGGUCCAUUCAUUACGGGACGACUUCAGGGAGAAGAGUAUGUCUACACGCCAGCACAUGACCCGACUGGAGGCUCUACAGGCUGAGCAAGGGCUAGAAAUUAAGAUGCUGUCAGAGAGGAAGAUGGAGCUGGAGAGGCGGGUGCACGCCAUCGUCGAGGAGAACGAGCUGCUGCAGAAUACGGUGGAGGAGCUCAGAGAGAGGACUCUGGUGCUGGAGAGACAGUGUCGGGAGAAGGACCUUCAGGUGCGGCACAGCCAGCUGGAGCUCCAGGAGGUCCAGGUCUCUCACAGGCAGUUGGCAUCCAGACUAGCAGAGCUGACAGAGGAGCACAGCCUCCAGAGCCUCACCCCCCACCCGUCCAGCUUGCUGUGUGAGAUAGAGCAGAGCAUGGAGCAGGAGGAGCAGGAGCAGGAGAGGGAGCAGCUGCGUCUUCAGCUGUGGGAGGCCUACUGUGAGGUGCGCUCCCUCUGCUCUCAUCUGCGGGGAAAUGACGUCACGGACUCGGCGCUGUCCACGGACUCCUCCAUGGAUGAGUCCUCUGAGACGUCGUCUGUUAAAGAUGUCCCCACAGGCAGUCUGCACACCAGCCUGCUGGAGCUGCGGAGGCUGACGCAGAAUCUGCUGGACGGCAACGAGUCUACGGGCUCGCGGCGGAGCGACGAAGACGGUCUGGAGGAGCAGGCGAGGAAGCUGGGAGAGGAGCUGCAGGAGGUCAGGCAGCUGUACGAGGCCGAACAAGACAAAACGCACAGCAACGAGGAGGAGCUGCUACAACUGCACAACCAGAUGGCGCUGCUCUCGGUGGAGAUGUGCUCGCUCCGGGAGGAGAACGACCAACUGAGGGUGAUGGCCGAAGUCAGAGAGCCCAGCGAGCGGCUCCAGAGCGCCAUCAGAGACCGAGACGACGCCAUAGCCAAGAAGAAAGCUGUGGAGAUGGAGCUGGCCAAAUGUAAAAUAGACAUCAUGUCUCUGAACAGCCAGCUGCUGGACGCCAUCCAGCAGAAGCUCAACCUGUCACAGCAGUUGGAGGCGUGGCAGGACGAUAUGCACAGAGUCAUUGACCAGCAGCUGAUGGACAAGCACCAGGACGAGUGGCGCCUGGCUCCCACUUCCCUGUCGGGCUCAUCGAGGAGUCAGGCGUCAAAGCGAGCUCACCGCAUUUCCGAGCGAGACAAGAGACUUUUCUCUUUUUUCAAGAAGAGCUGAGCCGUGUUAGUCUGGCCUGCAGAGACGGGCGGAGGAAGUGACAUCACAGUGGUUCAAAUUCAGCCAAAGACAGGCAAGGGGGGGCAGGAGGCGAGAGAUUAUUUGCACUUUAACCGUCCCAUCAGUAGUUUCUGAAUCGGUUAAUCAUCUGACAGUACAAAGAGCAGCAAUUCUCUAGACUUAAUGGAGGAUUCUUGGUCUUAAAGCGGAUACGGUAACAAAGUUUACCUCCACAGAAGGCUUCCUUAUAGUGCCUACAACCCUCUCUAUAAACCUACUGCCAGCUCUGUAGUGGAGGAAAACCCCACGUAGUUCUAUUAUGCAGACAUGUAUGAAGGAGACAGAUGUGUGGGACAAAGCAGGAUCAUUAGCUGGAAGAUGAUGUCCUCUGGUUUAUUCAUUUGUUCAGGAGUAUUAAGCCAAAAUGUAACAAAAGAUCAUGAAUAGGUCAAUUGUAGAAUAAUGUGUUUUAUCUGGCAUCAGGUAAUUUAUGAUGUUCUUCUUUAGUAAACCAGUAUUUUCUUUGCUUCA
Oryzias melastigma (Indian medaka) is the source of this 3136-nucleotide messenger RNA. RefSeq names its product BICD family like cargo adaptor 1 (gene bicdl1). The record is from RefSeq and is a predicted model, not a curated record. The transcript is spliced from 11 exons. The coding region runs from base 770 to 2605 and encodes 611 amino acids. Gene Ontology annotation, biological process: vesicle transport along microtubule; Golgi to secretory granule transport. Lineage: Eukaryota; Metazoa; Chordata; Actinopteri; Beloniformes; Adrianichthyidae.